Molecule: messenger RNA, 704 nt
Organism: Soboliphyme baturini
Lineage: Eukaryota; Metazoa; Nematoda; Enoplea; Dioctophymatida; Soboliphymatidae
Source: the annotation of a GenBank genome assembly
AUGGCGUCGUAUUGUAGAUUGUGGUUAGUAAAGAUCCAGUUUCAGAGAAAUCGAUGCUGUUUGAAGGUACUUAAGCAGAUAUGCUCAGUUAAUUUCCAGUCGUGCAGAUCUGUUUUUGGUGGCCCGCUAAUGCUACAGUCGCGCAACAUCGGUAGCUCGUCCCAACGACCGUAUAACUUCAUCAAUGCGGCGGUAGUUGGCAACUUGCUGAAUUUUGUACGAUCGAAAGAAAGCAAAGCGGAUGCCGUAGCUUACAAGUUGGAGGAUACGUUAACAUCGUGGUUCAAGGUGACUUUGCUGCAUGUGUGGCUCAUCCUUUUCCGCUUCAGCGAGGAGAAGUUUCUCCCAACAGUCAGAAACGAAGUCGUACAAUGUCUCUGGGACGACGUAAACGUUAGGUUUGAUGCACUGCUGAAAAAGCGUCUCGUCCAACCGUCGCAGCGGAAGGAGGUGUUGGAACUCUACUACAGUUUGCUCAUCACUAGUUUCUGCGAGUAUGACGAGGUAAUUAUUACAUUGCUUUAUGGUAAUUUAACGCCUAGCCAGUUUUAUUUGUCUUUACCUUUUAAUCUAGUAUUUCAUUGCCCAUGUCGCCAAGUCAAGUUUAUUGCCAUGGCGUAUAGUAGAAUAAUACUGCUUUUCAGCGAUUUGAGGCAAGCAAAUAGCAGUAACGCAUAUGUUAAAAGCGUGCAACACCUCUAAAU